ACCACCCGAGCAGCGAGCAGCGGUCACACAUGCACCUGAACCUGAACGUCAACACGUUGUGUGUUUGGUUAGGUGUUUCAUGAAUUUGAGAAACGCGUUGUUACAUUUGCUUUUUAAUUUGUCGAUAACAUUCUAUCGGCGUCAUGGGUAAAGUUAAAAAGGGCCCGAAAAAGGGUCUUUCAGAUGCAGGAAAAAAGAAAGCUCCUGCGAAAGCUUUAAAUCCAUUCGAGGUUCAUGUGAAUCGACAAAAGUUUCAAGUUCUAGGCAGAAAGACAAAAACUGACCGUGGUUUGCCUGGCGUAGCGCGAUCUAGAGCACUGAAAAAGAGAAAAGCCACUCUUCUUCAAGAGUACAAACUAAAAGACAAAACAAAUAAAUUCAUGGACCGUCGUAUUGGAGAAAGGAAUUCAGCUAUGACAGCGGAAGAUAAAAUGACCGCAAGAUUUACUGCUGAGAGAAUGAGAGCUCAGACCAGGAAAGCUAUGUUCAACUUAGCAGAUGAGGAAGUGUUGACUCACCGUGGUCAAACUCUCAAUGAAAUUGAGAAAUUUGAUGAUCCUAGAAGUGACGAUGACGAUGAUGAUGGAGAAGACAACCCUUUUCGAUCAAAAGGAAACUUGGAUGCUGAUUUUGUUGGUGAUGCUCAUUUUGGCGGUGGUCUUUUAUCUCGCUCUAAUGAAGAUGGUACCAGGAGUCGGAAAGAUUUGAUUGACCAACUAAUAGCUGAGUCCAAGAAAAGGAAAGCAGAGCAACAAAAGCUGAGAGAGCAGACCCUGGACCUUACAGAGAAACUAGACACAGAUUGGAAAGAUCUUUUACCAGUAAUAAACAGUGCUCCAAAAGCAUCUGAAGUUGAGAAACCAAAACCCGAUUCAUUUGAUGUUCUCAUGAGAGAACUCAAAUUUGAAGCACGUGGAAAGCCAUCAGAUAAAUUAAAAUCUGAAGAUGAAGUUGCUCGUGAAGAAAAGGAGAAGUUAGAAGAGCUGGAAGCCGCCAGAUUACGCCGAAUGCAGGGUAUUACUGAAUCAUCCUCUGAUGCAGCAUCCAAGCACCGUAGUGCAGACGACCUUGACGAUGGUUUUGCUAUGGAUACUGAUCAAGAUGACAGCGAAAAUGAUGAGUCUGAAAACAAUGGUGGGAUGGAUAUUGAUGAUAAAGAUGAUGAAGGAAGUGAGGACGAAGAGGAGGAAGAUGACGACGACGGCAACGACGAUGGCGACGACGGUGUUGGAAACAAUGGGAGUGAAGAGGAGAAUGUUGGAGAAGAGAGCAGUGAAAGUGAAGAUGAUGAUAUUGAUGACCUACGAUAUGAUUCCAGUGAUAAUGAAAACAAUACUGACAAUGAGGAAUUUGGCAGCAAGAAAACUAAAAAAGAAAUGAUUAAAAGUACUGCGCCAGAAUCUUUUAAACAGCAACCUAGAUCCAAAACAGGUAAUGUUGAGAAUGUGAGUAGUAGUAGUAGUACUCCUCACACUGAUAAGGCUGAAGCCAUUAGAGAAGAUCUUAGAAAAAGAAAGGAAUUGAUGGAUGCAGCACGCAAGGAGUUACCUUACACAUUUGAGGUACCAAGUACAUAUGAAGAGUUGCAGAUUGUUCUGGCAGGCCGUUCACCUGAAUAUCAGGGUGUUAUAGUUGAGCGGAUGAUAAAGUGCACACACCCCAGCCUUGCAAGUGGGAACAAAGAAAAGCUGGCUCACCUGUUUACUCUCUUAAUGCAGCACUUGCACGAUGCUGGCACAGCUGAAGAACAUGAAAAUGUUUGCUGGGCUGUUUUAGAUAGAUUAGUUCCAUCUCUUUUUGACAUUGUACAGUGGUGUCCAGAUGAUACUACCCAAUGUAUAAGACAUGUAAUACAAGAGAAACAUCAGGAGUAUAGCAAAAGUAGAAAAAAGUUUCCUGGGGUAGAAACUCUUCUGUUUUUUAAACUGAUAUCCCUGCUAUUUCCAACAUCGGACUUCAGACAUCCUGUUGUAACUCCAGCCUUAGUAUUUAUGGGGCAAAUGUUGUCUGCAUGCCGAUUGGAAACACGCCAAGAUAUUGCCAAGGGAUUGCUUCUAGUGUCACUUUUACUUGAGUUUACAGUCCUCUCGAAACGAUUCUCACCAGAAUCAGUAAAUUUUCUCAGAAAUGUGUUGUAUCUGAGUUCGAAUCUAUCCAGUACCCAAAAGGUCACCUCUGCAGCUAAGCUUCCUGCUGUUCGGCCUAUUCCACCUGUCAAGGUUUUUGCUUUGCCAAAACUGUCAUUGAAACCGGAGUUUGAGGAUGACUCAUACAGGAGUCAUGAGCCAGAGGACCGAUUGAGUGCUCAAGACCUCAUAAGCCAAAAACCUGUAGAUAAUGAUUUUUGCAUGUCUGCAUUGUUUGUAUCAUUAAGGAUUUUAUCAUCCAUGGUCAAACAGCUCACAUCUCUACCUGCCUGUCGACAGAUAUUCUGUCAUUUCCCCCCAUUAUUAGAAAGCUUAUGUAUGGAGAACAGGCUUCCACAGAGAAUAAAAAAGGAACUCAAAGAUCUUCAGGAGCUGAUGAGCUCCAUCAAACAAACUACUCUAAACUACUUAGUGUCUGCUCCAAAGCGGCCCAAGCCUCUAAAACUUUAUGAGCCUAAUAUUCAGCAAGUGUAUACUGAUGGAAAACAACAUAGACCCAUUUCCAAGGAAAAGCAAGAAAGUGAAAAACUACUUCAUAGAUACAAACGGGAAAAGAAAGGGGCAUUACGAGAAAUUCGCAAAGACCGAGACUUCUUGGCGAAGAUUAGAAUCAAACAGCAACUUAAAAGUGAUGCUGAGCGGAAAGACAAGGUCAGAGAGAUAUUCGGCCAAGCAUCUAUGCAACAAGGGGAAAUGCGGAAGCUCUCCAAAGGAAAGAAGAAGAAGUGAUCCAUGUAUUACGAAACUACAAUGCCAUCUUAAUGAUUUGUUAUUCAUAGUUUUAAAAACUAGUAAAUCUUUAUUCAAUAAAUUUAAAUUUCACAUCAACUUA
This is a messenger RNA of Frankliniella occidentalis (western flower thrips), 2979 nucleotides long. Its product is annotated as nucleolar protein 14 homolog. The coding region runs from base 144 to 2876 and encodes 910 amino acids. The record is from RefSeq and is a predicted model, not a curated record. Gene Ontology annotation, cellular component: Noc4p-Nop14p complex; nucleolus; small-subunit processome. The transcript has 14 exons. Gene Ontology annotation, biological process: maturation of SSU-rRNA. Lineage: Eukaryota; Metazoa; Arthropoda; Insecta; Thysanoptera; Thripidae.